CAUAUGCUAUGAUCUUAAGAUCCAACUCCCCAUAAGGAACCCGUACAAAAUUUGGUCUUCCUUUAAUGCUCAGACUCAUAGAUUAUCCCGAGACGACCUGACCUGCUCACUGCCCCGAACUCUUGACAAUUUUUUUCAUUUUGGAACCAGUGUUGUAGUAAAAGAGCCAGUUAAGAUGGAGUCAAUCCUUCGCAAAUUUUUAAUUGUCGUGGAUGCUACUAACAAGAUCACGCUACCAAGAGGAUAUGUAUCAGUGGACAUCCAUGAAAGAACGAUUUGUAUCAAACCACAAGACAAAAAAUCUUCGCAUUAUUUCAACAUCGCCACGAAAGUGGACAUGACCACUUCAAAUAGUUUGGGCUCAGAAGAUUUGAGCGUCGUGAUUGACGAUGGGACGCGGUUGGAUCUCUCAUUUUUUCCGACAGGAUCACGGAAUCAUAUUAUUAAUGAGAUCAAUACUAUUGUUCAAAAUCUUCCUCAACCUCAAUAAAAGACACCCCGCUCCUCAAAAUAACAUUCAUGAUUCGGUGAAAUUAUUGAUUCCUGCCUUAAGAUUUAUCUCACUUCCAAAAAUGUUGUACGUAAUUUUCAUCAUAUUGUGUUAAGUUAGAUUUCAUUAAUUGGCUAUAUUUAAACCUUUAUUACACAUAGAUUAAUACUAAAUAAAUUUGCUUCUCAUACAGUCGAAUAAUUAAAUGGGUGAAAUUUUGAAUUAAAAAUGGCUCCAGGAUUUCAAAAUGUUUAUUCCAUAUCCACACCCAAGUACAGAAUUAUGUAUGUAGUCGUAUGCAAAUUAAAUUCGUUACUAAAUUAGCCUUCACUCUGGCCAAAACUAGCUAAAAUUACACUAUAAUUAUACUAUUAUAUUAGUUAAGUUCCAUGUAACGCAACAUGCUUCCCUUCCACUACUUAGCUUUACUUUAGUACUUACAUUACGGUUAACCAAAUAAAUUCAUGGUCAGAUUUAAACCACGAUUCAACCAAACCACACAAAACAAGGUGUUUAUUUUCAUAGCUUUUUCUCAUAUUUUUAAAAAAGCAUGCCGAACUAUUUUAGGCAGCCGACAAUAAACUUGUACAUCAAUUAACAACCCGAUCCAAUAAUUUCCAUAAGAAAAUCGUCAAAAUAAUAAAUAUUCACUCAAUUAGCACCCCCUCCCUAGUAAAAAAAAUGCCAUUUGCCCAUCCUGCCAUUCCAAAUGGCUCAUUCUCAGCAGCCUCGCCCACACCUUCGUCGUCUCAAACGGCCGCUCGAAUCCUGCACCUUUACGACAAAGUGUACGAAACUGAGAACCUUCGCGAGGGGGAAGCCACCCGAAAAACCGUGACUUUCAAAGAGGACGGGGCAGAAGUUGACGUUGAAGAAGACGACAUGUCGUCAACCCGUGGAGGCAGAUUGUCCAUUCCGACGCCGACGUUUGAUGGGCGCCCGGAGAAGCAGAGGGAUCGCAGCGCGUCGCUGGUGUGGGUCGAUUUCCUCACCGCGCCCAGCGACACGUCCCCGUUUUCGACGGAUGAUGAAUCGGAUGGAGAAGAAAGCAGUACGGGGAGGCAGUAUGGAACAUUGAAGAAAUCGACACGAAUUGACGACGCUAUUUUCAACCAGUUCAGUGAUGGAUCGGACCAUAUUUUGAUUGGAAAAUUUUUAGCAAUGCUGGAAAACGCCGGCCUAAAACGAACCGACUACCGUCUCCACGAACUGUUUCAAAGCUUACGCCGAAUCCUGAAAGAACAAGAAGCCAUCCAUCGCGGUCACAUGAACGACAACUUUGUCGGCUCCAUUGAAACGCUCCACAUCACUCGGGACGUCUUUCAAGAGGUCAUCAUCCCCAACAUUUUCAUCAUCUCGACCGCUUAUCGAAAUCACUUUAUCAUCCCGAAAUUCGACCUCUUUUGUCAAAUGGUGGAGGACAUUUUUCUCGACUGUAAGGACAUAACGGCGGGCACGGUGGCCCCAUAUUUGAAUAAGUUGGCCCUGGUAAAUCCGACCUGUUGGGGGGUCUCUUUCUGCUCGAUUGAUGGACAGCGGUAUUCCGUGGGCGAUUCUACGAUGCCAGUUACGCUGCAUGCGCUCAGCAAACCGCUCAUGUAUGCGUACGCUUUGCAAGAAAUUGGCAAGGUUAAAGUGCACAAGUAUGUGGGCCAAGAGCCGUCGGGAUACAGAUUUAAUGAGUUGGUCCUCGAUCCAGAAAAGAGACCACACAACCCCAUAAUAAACGCUGGGAGUCUCAUGAUCCAUGCGCUACUACAGCAAUUUUGUCAUCCCGAACUCUCAUCGGCUGAGAGAUUUGAUGAAACACAUAGAUUAUUUGAGAAAUUGAGUGGUGGAGAAUACGUGGGAUUUAGUAAUGGCAUGUUUCUCAACAAAAGACAAGCUUCCGACAGAAAUUGGGCCUUGGUCCAUUUUAUGAAAGAACAUAACUGUUUUCCGCCAGGAAUUGAUUUGGCGGAUGUUAUCGAGUAUUAUUUGCAGACAUCCAGCAUGGAAACGACGGUCGAUGUACUUUCCGUGAUUGCAUCUACAUUUGCAAAUGGUGGAAUUUGUCCCAUUACUGGACAACGCGUUCUUAGCGAAGAGGUCGUAGCGGACGUUCUUAGCGUCAUGUUUUCCUGCGGAAUGCUUGAAUUUUCUGGAAAAUUUGCAUUCAGGGUCGGACUUCCCGCAAAGUCCAGCAUCGCUGGCGUAAUUCUUUUAGUUAUACCGAAUGUUGGGGGGUUUGCGGUGUGGUCUCCCCCACUCGACAAGUUUGGCAACUCGGUCAGAGGCGUGGAAUUUUGUGAGAAACUGGUCAAAACUUUCAACUUUCAUUGUUUCGAUGUGGACAAGCGUGGCAAGAUUGACCCGACCCGAAGAACAUUGGAAACAAAGGGUUCGAACACAAUUGUUCUAAAAUUUUCGGCAGCAGCGGGAGAUCUCGACUCCAUAUUUCGUCUCCACCUCUGUGGCGUGGACAUGGGGCUGUACGACUGCGAUGGAAGAACGGCACUUCAUGUCGCCUCGUGCGAAGGACAUUACGACAUUUGCUACUAUUUAUUGCGACAAUGUGGCGUCCGACACGACAGGAAAGACAGAUGGGGAAACACUCCGUACGAUGAAGCCAUACAAUUCGGUCAUUUAAAAGUGGCCGAGCUGCUGAGAAAUUGGCACCCAGAAAAGCGACGCUACAGCACGUCGCGAGGGAGUCGAUCUGCCUCGGUGGAUGUCCGCGUUACACAACCAUCCUCCGGACCUGAUGAUGACGACGAUGAUGAUGAAGAAGAUGCCGAAUAAAUAAUUUCAAUUUCUGCUCCAACAAUAAUAAUCAAGUAAUAAGUAUCAGACCUGUUUCCUGUAAAAUUAGCAGUAAAAAAACAUAACAGAAAUUCGUUACCCACUGAA
Messenger RNA from Folsomia candida, 3379 nucleotides. Its product is annotated as glutaminase liver isoform, mitochondrial. The transcript has 15 exons. Gene Ontology annotation, biological process: L-glutamine catabolic process. NCBI's taxonomy places the organism in Eukaryota, Metazoa, Arthropoda, Collembola, Entomobryomorpha, Isotomidae. Gene Ontology annotation, molecular function: protein binding; glutaminase activity. Bases 1172 to 3271 code for a protein of 699 amino acids. The record is from RefSeq and is a predicted model, not a curated record.